GAGGUGGUCUUGUGCCGUGUUUUGUCUCCGAAGAAGAUAGAUACACAUAAUCAUACAUACAGACUUUUAGAGAGAGAGAGACAGCGAGAUUGAGAGAGAGAGAGAGGGAGGGAGGGAGCUCUGGAGUCGUCUGCCGUUGCCUUCCCCGUGGCGACUUUAGGUUAUGCCGUGUAAACCGGAGGUUGGCCCAGAUUUCUAUUUGAAAUAUUUGUUCUCCAAGAAAUGGAAAAAAUAUGCCUCUGGUCAGACUGCUUCCAGAAUCGGUUUCUUUUAUAUCAAGAAGUUCUUGAUUUGCGUUAUCUUAUCCUUGGAGAGUUUGUUCUUGUUAACUGUACUUAGUGGUCAACUUUUAUAUGAUAAGUACGGGAGCCGUGAUGCAAUUUUUUCCUGAGAUAGGUGUUAAAUCUUUAGCUCACAUCUACAAGUAAGUUUUAUAUCCAUGCCCUUCAGAAAGCACGAUUUCCUUCUAUCAUCAUGCUAAUUAUUCUGAAGUUAUUGUCAAUUAGUGCUGUGCUGAUUAGACGUUCAUUGAAGAUCUGUCAGAAACGUCUUCUGGGCUGAAGUUAAAAGUACAUAGUUAAAUUUGUGGACUUGGUUAAUUAUUAGAGAAGCGUGUUGCGGUGAAUCUAUAUCUAGCAAUUCCUUAUCCUUUCUCUCAAGUUACCUCUUACAGUGAUGAAGCAUUGUUGAGAGGAGUUUCAGAAUCAGAUUGAGCAUAUAUUGAGUUUGUUGUUAAAAGUCUCUGAAGGAUUUCCGCGUCUAUGUUCUAAUCUAGGAUUCCAAGCUACUGUCUGGGACUAUAGGAUUCUUUCAACUGCUGUCAAGAUGCUCUACAGUUCUAGACUCUUUCCUGUUUUUGUUCUUGAUCACUCUUAAUAAGUCUUCGCCAUGCUUAAUACUGUGAAUAGGGCUCUGAUGCCUUUCUGUCAAAAGUGUUCUGGUUCUAUGCUCAUGUCUGUUCCAGGACAAAAUUAUUAGUUUAUUCAGCUACAGAAGUCCGGCUGUCAGUUUUACUUUGUAGUUUCUUUAUAUUCAUCUACUAGAGAUAAAUACCCUGCAUUGUUAAGUCCCCUUCUUUCGACUAUAAAUAAUAAGGAGUUGCAAUACAUUUUUCCAAAUAAGGAGUUACAAACCGUUGAAGUUGAAAUAAUGGAAAGGUACAAGCUAAUCAAGGAAGUUGGUAAUGGAACUUUUGGAAGUGUCUGGCGAGCUUUGAACAAGCAGACUGGUGAAGUCGUUGCAAUAAAAAAAAUGAAGAGGAAAUACUACUCAUGGGAAGAAUGUAUAAAUUUGAGAGAAGUUAAGGUAACUUGUUUAAGAUCUUUCUUUCUCUCGGUUUACCUCUGUAAUCGAAGUAACACUGUAAUAUCUUUUUGGCAGUCUUUGCGCAAAAUGAACCAUGCUAAUAUUGUAAAGCUGAAGGAAGUUAUUAGGGAGAAUGACAACUUGUACUUUGUCUUUGAAUACAUGGAAUGCAACCUAUACCAACUUAUGAAAGACAGGGGAAAGCUAUUCUCAGAAGCCGAAGUAAGAAAUUGGUGUUUCCAAGUAUUUCAAGGGCUUUCAUACAUGCAGCAACGUGGAUAUUUUCAUCGUGAUCUUAAACCAGAAAACUUAUUAGUGUCAAAGCAUAUAAUAAAAAUUGCUGAUUUUGGUCUUGCUCGAGAGAUCAAUUCCUCGCCACCAUAUACGGAGUAUGUGUCUACACGAUGGUAUAGGGCACCUGAAGUCUUGCUUCAGGCAACAACAUAUGGUUCUUCCGUUGAUAUGUGGGCAAUGGGCGCUAUCAUGGCUGAACUGUUGACUCUACGCCCCCUUUUCCCGGGUUCAAGUGAAACAGAUGAAAUCUACAAAAUCUGCAGUGUAAUAGGCAGCCCUACGGAAAUUAAAUGGGCGGAAGGGCUUAAAUUGGCAAAUGCCAUCAACUAUCAGUUUCCGCAGCUCAGAGGUGUUCCCCUCUCUACAUUGAUACCAUCUGCAAGCAAAGAUGCAAUUAACCUUAUUACAAUGCUUUGUUCCUGGGAUCCUUGCAAGAGGCCAACAGCCUUGGAAGUUCUUCAGCAUCCUUUCUUCCAGAGUUGCUAUUAUGUUCCUCCAUCACUUCGUCCAAAAGCUGCCGCCAUAAGGACUCCUCCUGCUGGAACUAGAGGAUCUUUGGAGCCGAGAAGUGUGAAGAGGUAUUCUGGGCCCACGACAACUUUGAAGCCUCCUGGUGCUCUUUCUCCACAAAAAGCUCAAUCAAUUUCAAACCCAGGAGUGCAGCGGAAGUUGGAUAUCAGUCAACAGGAUGCAACCAAGAGUGACAAGAUAUUGAGAAAUCCUGCUGUGAAACAACCAAGAAACAGACCAUCUGUGAGGAAUAGUACAACAAAAAUCCACACUGGAAAAGUACAUGGACUUGCUGAUACUGCUGAGAAGUUGGCGAAUAUGACAAUUGGUUCAAGCAAACAGCCUGGAAGGCAAACCAUGCAUCCUCCCCCUAUGAGGGCUGGAGGAUGGACUGGUCACUCUGACAUGUUUCUUGGACGACCUCAAGAGGUUCAUCCCGGCAGGACGUACACCAGAAAGGUUGCCUGAGGAAUAGUAUGGAGUAUAUGAAAGUGGUCUUAAUGGGUGAACUAUUAUGCCGUUAUGUUUGCUGUAAUUUCCAAUGCUACAUUUGUGAUUCCGGAACUCAACUGUGCAACUGGGGAAAAUAUUUUUUCUUUUUUAUUUCUAAGUUUCUCUGACAGGGAUAUGAAAAUAAUAAUAAAUUAAAUAAAAUGAACCAUGAUUGCAAUGGUAUAGAAGCUUCCUUGCUAUA
Molecule: messenger RNA, 2803 nt
Organism: Daucus carota subsp. sativus
Lineage: Eukaryota; Viridiplantae; Streptophyta; Magnoliopsida; Apiales; Apiaceae
Product: cyclin-dependent kinase F-4
Exons: 17
Coding region: 1150-2577 (475 amino acids)
Biological process (GO): intracellular signal transduction; protein phosphorylation
Cellular component (GO): nucleus; cytoplasm
Molecular function (GO): protein serine/threonine kinase activity; ATP binding
Source: RefSeq, a predicted model, not a curated record